Molecule: messenger RNA, 1858 nt
Organism: Sipha flava (yellow sugarcane aphid)
Lineage: Eukaryota; Metazoa; Arthropoda; Insecta; Hemiptera; Aphididae
Product: transcriptional adapter 2B-like
Exons: 10
Coding region: 689-1798 (369 amino acids)
Biological process (GO): chromatin remodeling; regulation of transcription by RNA polymerase II
Cellular component (GO): SAGA-type complex; nucleus
Molecular function (GO): chromatin binding; transcription coactivator activity
Source: RefSeq, a predicted model, not a curated record
AUUUUUUCAUGUAUUCAGUAUAUUUUAAUAACUCGCGCGUGAUAGUAUUUGGUACGUUUAUUCCAUUGUCGCGGCUGUCAACAAAACAAACACGGUUCGGGUGGUGGAACAAGUGGGUGGUGGAAUAUUGUCGUGCUGCGUCGUCCGGUAGCGGCCACCUCUGAUAGACAACAUAACAUUGGCGCGCGUCCCCGUUGCAGUUACGUUUGUUUUGUUACGCCGUUAUCAAACGGUUUUACGAUUCGGCUGAUAGUCGUCGGUUCUUCGGCCGUUGCGCAACCAGUGAAGAUUCCGUUCAGCUCAAUAGUACGUAUCGUCUGAUGUUUAGCUGUGGUGUCCAGAAAACCUGAUCAUUUAAACCGUCCGGUGUAAACAGCUAGUAGUUCGUUGGAGUUCCGAUUGUUGGGCGUGGGCAUGCGAUCAACUCGCGUCCGGCGAGCAGUGUUUGCUGAUUAGAACAAGCAGGCAAAGCAACUCGACUGCAGGAGGCCAGUCGUUACGGUAAUGCCUGUGGUGGUUCGGUUCUUGUUGUUUGUCAGUGGUCUUACAGGGUCCAGUGUUCAAGACGGUCAUUUGACUAUUAACGUGAGCUGUAUCCAUGGCCACAAUGAUGCACUGUGAAUGUUACAAAAUGCUGUAGUGUAGAUCGCUGCUACAUCUCAACAGUCAUGACGCCAAUAUUAUUACCAUGGACAACACUUGCACAUAUUGUCAGGACGUUAUAGACAGUUUGACUGUAGUGUGUUUGGAAUGUUCAUACUUUCAACUAUGUUUGGGUUGUUUUAGUCAUGGAGCUGAAAUAGGUGAUCAUAAAAACAGUCAUGGAUACAAGUUAAAAGGUCAAAAAUCUCCUGGACAGUAUUUAGUUUCCAAUGAUGGAUGGACCGGUGAUGAUCUUAUGCAUAUUUUAGACUUUGUUGAACAGUAUUCUUUUGGAUGUUGGGACGAAUUACCAAAGAGUAUAAUAAAUAGAACUCCAGCUGAAAUCAAACUACAGUUCGCAAAGUAUUUUUUGGAUGGUAUAAUUGGAAAACUGACUUGGGGUACAAUAAAGAAACCACGAUUAGAAGAUCGAACGGUCCAUUUUAAAUUAAAUGAAAGCAUUACUCAUUUAUCUGGAUUAUCUAAAGCUCAGUACGCCGAAAUUGGGUUCAAUCCUAUUAGAGAUGAAUUUGAGUUGGAAAAUGAUUUUGAUAAUAACGCUGAAGCAGUUUUAAGCAUUAUAUCAGAGUGGAAUGAUUUUGGCGAUGAUUAUAAUCUUGCGUGUGUUGAUAUGUACUGUACACGGUUAUAUGAAAGAACACUUGCCAAAGAAAUUGUUCAUGAUUAUCAAUUAAUGGAUAAAUAUUUUUUCUCAAAAGAUAAACCUAAACGUAGACUAACACAAGAAGAAAAAAGUAUACUAGGCAUUGAAAACCAGUUAAAAAAGUUUACUCGAUAUUUAACUGAGGUUGAGCUGUGGUCAUUGAAUAUACGACUAAAGCAAGAAUACUUACUUAAAAAACGUCGUGAAGAACUGCUUUAUUAUAGAAAAAAUGGAAUUACAAAAUUGUAUGAUAUAGUAAAAUUUAAUUUAUUGCAUUAUAGCAUGGUUGUUGAUGAACAAUCUGAACAAUCAUCUUCAGAUGUUUUGACACCAGCACCUGUGAUUAAACGUGGUGAAAAAAGAAGGAAAAAACGUAAACGGCCAAAACUUUUCCAUAAGAAAAAUCAUGUUUAUCAUCGUACCCCUCAAUAUAUUGCUGCUCUCAAUAGAGUAUUAAGUCAAAAUAAUGACACGGAAGAUAAUUCUGAUUAAUAUUAAGGUUCUAAGUUACUAAUCAUUAUAAAAUGGAUAAUAUAUGUAAAGAAAAAGUUA